Molecule: messenger RNA, 1308 nt
Organism: Ascochyta rabiei
Lineage: Eukaryota; Fungi; Ascomycota; Dothideomycetes; Pleosporales; Didymellaceae
Product: L-rhamnonate dehydratase
Exons: 2
Coding region: 1-1308 (435 amino acids)
Biological process (GO): carbohydrate catabolic process
Molecular function (GO): magnesium ion binding; L-rhamnonate dehydratase activity
Source: RefSeq, a predicted model, not a curated record
AUGUCUUCCUCUACCCAAAGCAGCUCUGUGAAGUCGUUCCCUACGAUCAAGCAUGUGCGCACGUUUCUCACUCAGGGCCCGGGGUCUGGUGGUGAUUACCACAACGUGCACGGUGGCCACUGGUUGAUCGACAGCAAGAUCUCGACUCCCAUGUCGCAGUACGAAAAGUACAGGAAGUCAAGGACCAGCUGGGGCAUCAACGUCCUCGGUUCUUUCUGCGUGGAGCUCGAGGCUACAGAUGGCACAAAGGGUUUCGCGACUGGCUUCGGUGGCCCGCCAGCAUGCUGGCUGGUCGCAGAACACUUCGAACGCUUCCUGCUCGGCGCCGAUCCCAGAGAUACCAACUAUCUCUUCGAGCAGAUGUACCGUGGAAGUAUGUUUUACGGUCGCAAGGGUCUUCCUGUCGCCGUCAUCUCCGUCAUCGAUCUCGCUAUAUGGGACCUUCUGGGCAAGAUCCGUAACGAGCCCGUGUAUAAGAUGCUUGGAGGAUCAACCCAGGAGAAUGGCAGGCUGAACUUCUACUGCACUGGUCCUGAACCGGCCGCAGCCAAGGAGAUGGGUUUCUUCGGUGCUAAGGUUCCUCUGCCAUACGGUCCAGGUGAGGGCGUCGAAGGCUUGAAGAAGAACGUCGAGUUCCUUACCAAGCACCGCGAGGCUGUUGGACCGGACUUCCCUCUCAUGGUUGACUGCUACAUGUCUCUCACCGUUGCCUACACAAUCGAAGUUGUCAAGGCGACCGCGCACUUGAACCUCAACUGGUGGGAGGAGUGCCUUAGCCCGGAUGAUACCGAUGGCUUUGAGCAGAUCAAGCGCGCUCAUCCCAGCCAGAAGUUCACGACGGGAGAGCACGAGUACUCUAGGUACGGCUUCCGCAAGCUGAUCGAAGGCCGCAACCUGGACAUCCUCCAGCCUGACGUCAUGUGGGUUGGAGGUAUGACAGAGCUCAUUAAGAUCGCUGCCAUGGCAUCUGCAUACGACAUUCCUGUCGUUCCUCACGCUUCCGGGCCAUACUCAUACCACUUUGUCGUCUCGCAAGCCAACUCUCCCUUCCAAGAGUACCUGGCCAACAGCCCUGAUGGCAAAUCUGUGCUGCCAGUGUUUGGUAACCUUUUCACCAACGAGCCCAUCCCCACAAAGGGCUACCUCGACGUCAAGGACCUCGACCUGCCCGGUUUCGGCCUCGAGCUGAACCCCAACGCUGGUCUCAUCGACGCUGCGCGGAUCCUCAACCCUGCGCCCGUCAAGGCUCUGAAGUCCGCUGAAGAGCAGGAGUCCCAGGCCAACGGUGCAACAAAUGGCCACGCGUAA